GUGGUGAAGCAGUUUCGCGCUAUAAGAAGAAGAGUGAGCGCAUCUGCAGCUCAGAGCUGGUGCGUCCUGGUGCGUCAGAGUCACUUCAGGUCACUUCACCACUCCACAGACUCUUCACCUGAUCUGCAGAUCCGCAGCUGACAAGAUGCCAAAGUGCCCGAACUGCCAGAAGGAAGUUUACUUCGCUGAGAAGGUGACGUCGUUGGGUAAGGACUGGCACAGGCCCUGUCUCAAGUGCGCUAAGUGCAGCAAGACUCUGUCAUCGGGCGCACACGCAGAGCAUGGAGGAAAGCCGUACUGUCACAACCCCUGCUACAGCGCUCUGUUCGGACCUGGAGGUUUUGGCCGCGGUGGAAGCGAGAGCCACAAAUAUUAACCGACAGGUUCAGACCUCGCAGUAAAUAUUGUUGCUUGGAAACUCGAUCGAAGACGCCAGCAUGAUGACGACUCCCAAUAAAAAACAGCAAACAAGCUGCGCUCUGAUUUAGAGGAAACAGUGUCUGUGUUUUUAUUUGUAAUACAGUCAUGAAGAAGUUGAGUCUCUUCCUGUUCGUAGUGUGGACUUUUUGAUUAAACUCCUUUUAAUUGUG
Messenger RNA from Paralichthys olivaceus (Japanese flounder), 590 nucleotides. It is a transcript of the gene crip1, whose product is annotated as cysteine-rich protein 1. Lineage: Eukaryota; Metazoa; Chordata; Actinopteri; Pleuronectiformes; Paralichthyidae. The record is from RefSeq and is a predicted model, not a curated record.